This is a messenger RNA of Enhydra lutris kenyoni (northern sea otter), 2738 nucleotides long. Its product is annotated as zinc finger protein 10. The transcript has 4 exons. Bases 535 to 2502 code for a protein of 655 amino acids. NCBI's taxonomy places the organism in Eukaryota, Metazoa, Chordata, Mammalia, Carnivora, Mustelidae. Gene Ontology annotation, biological process: regulation of DNA-templated transcription. The record is from RefSeq and is a predicted model, not a curated record.
GUUUAAUGAUAAUACCUAUUGCUGGGUAACAAACUAUCACAAACUUAGUAGCUUCAAACAGCACUCACUCACUAGCUCACAAGUCCGUAGGUGGAAGUCUGAGCCUCUCUGGCUGGGUUUUCUGCUCAGAUAUGCAACAUCUGCUUUCAAGGUGUUGGCUGCCCUGGGUUCUCAUUUAGAGGCUCUGAUUGUUGGCAGAAUUCAGUUGCUUGUGGCUGUGGGACCAUGAUAGGACUGGCUGUCAGCUGGGUGUUGCUCUUGGCUCCCAGAGACCGCCCCCAUUCCUUGCCCUGUGACACCAUCCACCUGCAGGCCAGUAAUGGCGCAUCACAUGUUUCUUGUGCUUCCAAUCUCUGACUUCCAUUCUCUGGUCAGCUGGAGAAGACACUUGUUUUCUUAUCUGUAAAGUAAGGGUGUUCAAUUGAGGCAGGUUUUGUGUCUUGGUUUGUUUUUCUCAAAAAAGAGGAUUUGUAGCAGCAGAACCAUUAAAUUGCAAAUGAGAUUUUGCAUGGACCUCUAGAGACUAGGGGGGAAAUGGCAAUCUAUAUAGUUCUUCAUACUCCUGGGAAUUUCAGACCUUGUAGAUGUAUUUUUGGACUAUCUCUGAUGUUCCUCGUUGUGUGGUGGGUAUUGCAUUAUACCCAGCCAGGGGUGAGAGAGUCUAGGUUGAUGAUUUAUAAAACCUCCCUGUCACAGCCGCCUUCCCUCAUGAUUCUUUCUUUUCUCCAGCUUCCUCUUCUCAGGAUCUCCGUUACUCAAAAAAGCAUCAUCAAGAACAAGAAGGGGAUGGAAGCCGAGUCAGCACCUGCUGGGUCCCAUACACUGGUGACCUUCAGGGAUAUACUUGUGAACUUCACCAGGGAAGAGUGGAAGCUGCUGGACUCUGCUCAGCAGAUCAUGUACAAAGAUGUGAUGCUGGAGAACUAUAAGAACCUGGUUUCCUUGGGGCAUCAGCUUCCUAAACCACAUGUGAUCCUCCAGUUGGAGAAAGGGGAAGAGCCAUGGCUGGUGGAGAGAGGGAUUCACCGGGAGACCCAGCCAGAUUUGGAGACUGCGGUUGAAAUUAAAUCAAUUUCCAGUAAGAGCAUUUCUAAAAAUAAACAGUCCUGUGGCAUUAAAAUGGAAGGAACUGCAAAGAAUGAUCUCUGGUACUUGUCAUUAGAAGAAGUCUGGAGAUGUGAAGACCAGUUGGACAAGUAUCAGGAAAACCAGGAGAGACAUUUGAGGCAAGUGGCAUUCACCCAAAAGAAAGUACUUACUCAGGAGAGAGUCUGUGAAAAUGGUAAAUAUGGGGGAAACUGUCUUCUUCCUACUCAGCUGGUACUGAGAGAAUAUUUCCACAAACAUGACUCACAUACUAAAAGUUUAAAACAGAAUUUAGUUUUUAGCGGUCAUCAGGAAAGCUAUGCAGGUAGCAGUGAAUGUGGUCCAACCUUCUGUCAAAACAUUCACCUUAUUCAGUUUGCAAGAACCCAGCCAGGAGAUAAGUCCUACAAAUGCCCUGAUCCUGUGAACUCUCUUACCGGUGGUACAUCCCUUGGUAUAUCAAAGGGUGUACAUAGGGAGAAACCCUAUGAAUGUAAGGAGUGUGGAAAAUUCUUCAGCUGGCGCUCUAAUCUUACCAGGCACCGUCUUAUUCAUACUGGAGAAAAACCUUAUGAGUGUAAAGAAUGUGGAAAAUCUUUCAGCCGGAGUUCUCACCUCAUUGGACAUCAGAAGACUCACACUGGUGAAGAACCCUAUGAAUGUAAAGAGUGUGGAAAGUCCUUCAGCUGGUUUUCUCACCUUGUCACGCAUCAGAGAACUCACACAGGAGACAAACUGUACACAUGUAGCCAGUGUGGGAAAUCUUUUGUUCACAGUUCCAGGCUUAUUAGGCACCAGAGAACUCAUACUGGAGAGAAACCUUAUGAAUGUCCUGAGUGUGGGAAGUCUUUUAGACAGAGCACACAUCUCAUUCUGCAUCAGAGAACUCACGUGAGAGUGAGGCCCUAUGAAUGUAAUGAGUGUGGGAAAUCUUACAGCCAGAGAUCUCACCUUGUGGUGCACCACAGAACUCACACGGGACUGAAGCCCUUCGAGUGUAAAGACUGUGGAAAAUGCUUCAGUAGAAGCUCUCACCUGUUCUCCCAUCAGAGAACCCACACUGGAGAGAAACCAUAUGAAUGCCACGAUUGCGGGAAAUCUUUCAGCCAGAGUUCUGCCCUCAUUGUGCAUCAAAGAAUUCAUACUGGAGAAAAGCCAUAUGAAUGUUGCCAGUGUGGAAAAGCCUUCAUCCGGAAGAACGACCUUAUUAAGCAUCAGAGGGUUCAUGUUGGGGAAGAGACCUAUAAGUGUAAUCAGUGUGGGAUUAUCUUCAGCCAGAACUCUCCACUGAUCGUACAUCAGAUAGCCCACACUGGAGAGCAGUUCUCAACAUGUAACCAGUGUGGGACAGCGCUCGUCAGUAGCCCUAACCUUGUUCGAUACCAGACCAGUCAUAUUAGAGGAAAUGCUUAUUAGUAUAGUGAAUGUGGAGAGUUCUUUACAAAGAGCAAUAACUUUAUUUUGCGUUGGAAACUCUGGAAAGAAGCUGUGUAGAUGUAAUCUGUGCAGAAAUGCUGUCAGUCUUGUUAUCCUUUUGUGCACUAGAGAACUGGUCCUAGAAGGGGAAAUAACCCACAGAUUUCAUUUUAGUACACAAAUACAUCAGCCUUUCUUUCCACAAAUUCCUACAAAAGCAGUUGUCCUUGGAGCAU